ACAGAGUUAAACCAUAAUCAAUAAUUGAUCCCUACUUAUAUAUAUAGUUUUACAAUCAUAAACAAUUCAUUUAUUAAAGAUAAAUAAGAAUAAUUUCCCCCUUUUCCCUCUCGUUUUCCAGUUCCACGAAUCCCUCUUCUCAUAUCUCCGGUCCCCCGAAUCACACCCGCACGCACCGGAAAAAGUUCAGAGCCCGCGCCGUCACCCUUGUAUACGGCCAAGGAAUUUCAGGAAUGAGUCGCCGACCUGUAAAUCCCUCCCUUAAGCGGAAAAGACCUGAAACAGAUUCACCAGGUCUGGUAGAUGCCGAGCGUGCGAUCCUCAAUUCGAUCAAAGGUAAAAAGGAUUUGGGCAUUUGGGCAAGAGACAUCAAACAAGAGACAAAGCUCACCGACCAUGUUGUCAACAAAUCACUCAAGUCUUUGUUGGCUAAAAAGUUGAUCAAAGAGGUAGUAAACAUUCAAAACAAGGGAAAAAAACACUACAUGGCCGUCGAGUUUGAACCUUCUAAGGAAAUCAGUGGAGGUGAAUGGUAUGUCGAUGGGAACCUCGACAAAGAGCUUAUUAAUGUACUUAAACAACUAUGCUUUAGGUACUUGCGUACACAGAAGGUUGCUACCCUAGAGGGAGUCUACAAUGAACUGAAGAAGAAUCGAGUGGUGACAUUUGACAUCUCCAACCAACAAGUUAGUGAAAUACUCAACUCAAUGGUUUUAGACAAUGAUCUCAUAGAGGUGAAGAGCACUGGUCUAGGAGACUAUCAUUCAAUUCCUAUUGGAACAGUUUGUUACAGAAUUGCAAGUGCAGCAGGUGUUGCAAAGGGUCCAAGGAUGGGUGCAUUUGCUUCCAUCCCCUGUGGUGCUUGCCCCCGGAUUAGUUUGUGUACGCCUAAUGGUGUUAUCUCCCCAGGUACUUGUGUGUAUUACACCAAAUGGUUAAGCAUUGAUUUUUGAACCUUACUAUGAUUUUCUUUUUUUUUUUAGUGGGAAUUUUGGUUUAAUGGUUUGAAUCCAGUUGUACAUUAUCACUUUUACCGUGUAUUUUUAAGUUGAUUUACA
Sesamum indicum (sesame) is the source of this 1058-nucleotide messenger RNA. RefSeq lists its product as uncharacterized. Gene Ontology annotation, cellular component: RNA polymerase III complex. The record is from RefSeq and is a predicted model, not a curated record. Gene Ontology annotation, biological process: transcription by RNA polymerase III. NCBI's taxonomy places the organism in Eukaryota, Viridiplantae, Streptophyta, Magnoliopsida, Lamiales, Pedaliaceae.